This is a messenger RNA of Melanaphis sacchari, 1491 nucleotides long. RefSeq lists its product as uncharacterized. The transcript is spliced from 3 exons. The coding region runs from base 932 to 1252 and encodes 106 amino acids. Lineage: Eukaryota; Metazoa; Arthropoda; Insecta; Hemiptera; Aphididae. The record is from RefSeq and is a predicted model, not a curated record.
CGCGGACCGGCACAGCACACCGUCCACUACUCGCCGACGACAACGGGCGAACUGCGGUCGGCGUGGGACGGCCAGUGGGCGAAGGCGGUGCGCAGGAGCUACGGCUGGGCGGCCGUGGACGGCCGCGAGUUGGACGACCAGUACGCGGUGGCCUCCGCCAGAUCCGACCGCUUCGGCGUUUCGCGGUUGGCCGACGUGUUCCGCCGCAUCGGUUUUUGGUUCAGCAGUGGAGCGCACCGACUGCUCUACGCCGCGCACCACUACUUCGCACCAGACGGUCACCCGCACCGCGCCGGAAAUGCCGACGGCUCGCCGCCGACUGUCUGUGAAUCCCUGCGUGAACAAUUUUAAAAGAGAGCGCCAGCCACUCAUUCCUAUAGCUCAUCCUAUUGCUCUCUUGCUCGUCCUUACACUGUGUUGUUCAUCCCUACUAUCGGCUCUCAUUCUGCCGUCGCCGCCCCCGAUGUUAUCACAGGUUUUCAUUGUUAUCAAUAAUUUAUUUAUCCGCCGCCCCAACGACACAUGAACCAUGCACACCUGUCUCCCGCUCCAGUACCCCUCCCCAAAAUUCUUCGCUACCCCGCAGACUCUGUCGGUUACACUAAGUAUCCGAGAUAUAUUUUUUCGCGCAUGGGCAUAUGACAACAUAACGAGCUGAUGGGGAAUAUACUGUCAGUGAUAUUAGAUGCACCACCACAAAAGGUUAGAAAACAAAUUUUUUUGGAGGAUGAAUUUACCGCCAUAUCGAACAUAGUGUAUCAAGGGGAAAUAUGCUAGUCAUAGAGUCGAAGAAAAAAGAGGGAUGUCGUGAAUUGUUGGAUAGAAAAAAUUUGUUGAAAUCACAUACUACAAUAUCUAGAGGAGAGUAUUUUUUAAAGCAGUCACACGAAAAACCAAUAUCAUACGACCAGUUGUUUUAUAUCAAUUUGCGAUGAUCGGUAAUUAUAUUGAUCGAGAAUUCAUCAGAGUUGAUUCACCACCAAAAACAAACGAAGAAAUGUUGGUUUUUAUUAAAAACCUCCAGAAUGAUCGAAUCACGACGAAUCCCGAUUUAAAUUUUGUUAAUCAAUUGGAAGUAUUAGCAACAAGACAAUUAUCUGAACAAUGGGCACAGCGAUGGAGCGAAGAACAACAAGAAGAAGAAAACUCAUCAGAGUUCGUACGCACGAGAUUUGGACAAUUGUGCGCAGUAUCCUCCAUGGUUUAUUCUGCCUCAAUAUAUCGAAUCUCCACCAACGAGGCUAGAAGUUGAUGAGUACGACGGAUCAAUUAAUAUGUUAAUCAACGAGAACGAUGGUCCUAUCAAUCCGCCGUCAUCAUCACCAGCUAUCAUAGACGAACAUUCUACUGAACAUGAUUCGGACAACUUUACACAGUAUCCCCUAUAGUAUAAUAACCGUGUAAAAUUUCCAUUAACGAGCCUAGCAGUUGAUGAGAACGAUGGUCCGACGUCUUUCAACUACUCGCCAUCUAUUCUAGACUUUACAGGCG